GCGAUUCGUUUCGUUUGAUAAGCAACUUGAGAAAAUGUCCCCGAGAUGUUUAACGAUGGGAUUGUCUUAAUGUGUUCUCCACAGAGGAGUCCGGUCUGUCAUGUCCUCUAACGCAGAUUCCCACCAGGAGCGACUGUGGAGCAGCAACAGCUCCGUCCUCCUCCUCUUCCUCCUCACCAACACCACCACCACCGCUGCUGCUGCAAACACCUCCAUCCGCAGACGGAGCAGAGCGGGCUGACUGACCGACUGCCUGACGCGGUGCACGGCUGAACUCUGUGGAAUAACUGCGGCACCGAGCUGCUUGUACUCAUCGCAUUCCCAGGCUUUUAAUAGUUGAGGAGAGCUGAGCCCACUCGCCAAUGGCAAGUCCGGCUGCAGACAUAGGACAGUCUCAUCAGCAUCACCCUGCCAGCGACUCUGCCGCAGACUCCGCGUUUCAGGAGGCGCAGACAUGGAUCGAGGCUGUGACAGGAAGAUGUUUUGGUGACAGAGAUUUCAGAGGAGGCUUGGAGAAUGGCAUACUGCUGUGCGAGUUGCUGAGCUCCAUUAAACCUGGUCUGGUGAAGAAGAUUAACAGACUGCCAACACCCAUUGCUGGUCUGGACAACCUCAGUGUGUUUCUCCGAGGCUGUGAGGAGUUGGGACUGAAAGGCUCUCAGCUGUUUGACCCUGGAGACCUGCAGGAGACAUCAACACGCCCCACCGCCAAGGGAAGUGACUGCAGCCGAAAGCUGAAGAAUGUUUUAAUCACCAUCUACUGGUUGGGUCGUGCUGCCAACGGCUGUACCUCCUACAACGGGCCCACGCUGGACCUGAAAGAGUUUGAGGGCCUGCUGUCACAGAUGCGAAAGGAGGCGGAGGAGGCAGAGAGCCCGAAACGCAGCAUCCGCGACAGUGGCUACAUCGACUGCUGGGACUCAGAGCGCAGCGACUCUCUCUCCCCCCCACGCCACGGCCGCGAGGACUCGUUCGACAGCCUGGACUCCUUCGGCUCACGCUCACGUCAAACCCCGUCGCCAGACGUCCUGGUUGCCCGCGGCAGCAGCGAUGGCCGUGGAAGCGACUCAGAGUCCGACGGCCCCCCCCACAGGAAGGUGCCGGACAUCCGUAAGGACGACAUGUCUGCGCGGCGAACGUCCGUCAGCGAGCUUCGAACCGCCAUGCCCUUUAACCAGUACCUUCCCAACAAGAGCAACCAGAGUGGAUAUCUACCCACGCCGCUCCGCAAAAAGAAAAACGACAAAGAGGAGGGAGCACGCAAGAGUUGGAGUACUGCCACUUCGCCUAUAGGGGGAGACAGACCUUUCAGUCCAGAUGAAAUCCCUAGCUUAGACACCCCGAGUCCAUCCUCCACCCCGCCCCUUGAACCCCAGACACAGAUUCAACGGGAGGAUGAAGGGGAGCACAGUUUCUCCAUCCCUAACAUUGAGAUCCAUGCGGCCAUCACGAGGAGGAGCAGUGACCCUCCGCCCUGUAGCGUCCCCCAGCCCCACGCAGAGCCCCGCACGGAGACUGUAACGCACCUGAUGGGCCCCUCUGCACAAAGCACUCCAGCUCGCUCGUGCUCGGAGGAACUCUUCCACCAUUCAACGACUCUGGCGGGAAACACCAUUGCGGCGUCUGUGGUCGCAUCAGGCCCCGGAAAACUUUCACCUACAACACACCGGGAGGAAGCCGGAGUGAGGAUGGGAGUCGCUGGUACCCCGCUAGUCGCAGAUGCAGAGCUGGACGCGAAGCAAGCCUGUCGAAUGCCGACCUCUCCUAAACGCACGCCAAGUCCCUCCCACUUCCUUCCUGUACCUGCUGCCGUGGCAACCACUUCAAGAGAAAUAGCCAACACAGGCCGACGAAAGGGCAGGGCCCUGAGCGAAAGUGACGACCCACAAGGAUCUUGGUUGGACGGCAGUCUUCCAGCAACAUUCAGCCACACAGAUAUUGUGUCAGAUGAUUCACAGAGUGUGAGUAUGAUCGACAUGCGUGGUGAGGACGAGGCCGUCUUGCAGCCCCACAGUCAGGUGCGUCAUGAGCUGAUGCACAAUCAGUACAACACGAUGAAGGAGGAGGAGGAUCACUGGCAGGACGACCUGGCAAGAUGGAAAAAUCGGAGGAGGAGUGUUUCUCAGGACCUGAUCAAGAAGGAGGAGGAGAGGAAGAUGAUGGAACAGUUGAUGACAGGAGACACUUGUCCCUCCCACAGGAGGAGAAGCAUCAAGACGUACAGAGAGAUAGUGGAGGAAAAGGAGCGCCGUGAGGAGGAGCUGCGGGACACCUACAAAAGAGCCAGAACCCCUGAGGAGGCGUCCGCCAUCCUGCAGCGUUACGCCCAGCGUUUCUCCAUCAGUGAAACUAUCCUGGAACGCCUGCAGCUGCCAAAGCUGCUGGAUCGCAGCAUCUCCGCUGACCCCUCCUUCCCCUGCUCACCCUUCCCUCUCUCCCUCUCCUCCUCCCCGACGACGCCAGACCCCUUCGACGUGGACCCCAACGGGCCCUUGAGGUUUCUGCGGCAGCAGUCCGCCCCGGCUCCAAAGUUCACGUCUACGCUUGAGGCGCGAAUCGAGGAGUUUCCCAAAGACUUGUCGUCACCUCACCAGCGGCCUCAAAUUCGCUCGCGCUCGUCUGAGCCGCCGUCAACCAGAACCCUGUCUCCCAAACCGGUGCCUUUGCUGACACCUAAGCCUUACCUGGAGUCCCGAGGCAGAGCGGCUGAACCGUGGGCCAACAAGGCGGACGGUUUGCUCCGAGUCAACGGCAAUGUAGGAAGUGACGACGCUCCCACCACACCUGAGAGUCAAGGAAGGGAAUCUCCUCCUCACUUCCAGGCGUCCCCUUCCAGAACCAGCAACAGCGCUGUAGGUGCUCCCUCCCCGGCAGCAUCGCCCGCCCACAGUCUACGCGCCUCCCCCGCAGGAGGAAGCCCGGCGUCCAUAAAGGCCAAGGAGGCACGGGACGGCAGCAAAGCAGCUCCCGAGGACGUCCGGGACCAGAGAGUCGCUGAGCAUUCAUCGCCACUGAGUCGGCCCACCUCACUUCCAGAGGAACUGCAGAAGCCAGAAGAAAGCUUUUGGAAGCCUGGGGACCGGACGGCAGCUGCUCCAGAGGAGAAAAACUCAAAGGCUGCAGCUCAACUAACAACACGUACAGAAGCCAAACAAGACGUUAAACCUGAAGCAUCUGGUCCGAACAUCGCCACUCUGGUCCGAUCAGGGUUCAGCUCACAGCAGUGUCAGACAGUAACUUCGCAGGCGAGUUUUCCCAGUUCCCAGGAGUUUUCACAGGGAAGAGAGAACGUACCAAACUUAACUGCACCAGGAUCGUCUGGAUAUCACCCGACACAGGAAGUAACAGCAGAGUUUGCAAACAGUGUCAUCCCUCCACUGGCAACCAGCAACCCUAAGUUACGUUGGGAGUUCUUCGCUCCGCCAGGUAAAACCCUUUCAUUCAUCAGCGGAGCUCGUGUUUCCUUCCCCAGGUGCAGAAUGUGUAUGGAGUCCCCGCUGUGUCUGCAGCAGUUGGACGACACUCAGUUUUUAACUCACGUCAGGAGUCUUGUGGAUGAUCGCUGUUUUUUUCUCUCCAUCUUAGAUUUCUAG
Molecule: messenger RNA, 3593 nt
Organism: Paralichthys olivaceus (Japanese flounder)
Lineage: Eukaryota; Metazoa; Chordata; Actinopteri; Pleuronectiformes; Paralichthyidae
Source: RefSeq, a predicted model, not a curated record